Molecule: messenger RNA, 2105 nt
Organism: Xenopus laevis (African clawed frog)
Lineage: Eukaryota; Metazoa; Chordata; Amphibia; Anura; Pipidae
Gene: sco2.S
Product: synthesis of cytochrome C oxidase 2 S homeolog
Exons: 3
Coding region: 199-1029 (276 amino acids)
Biological process (GO): respiratory chain complex IV assembly; intracellular copper ion homeostasis; mitochondrial respiratory chain complex IV assembly
Cellular component (GO): mitochondrial inner membrane; mitochondrion
Molecular function (GO): copper ion binding; copper chaperone activity
Source: RefSeq, a predicted model, not a curated record
GACUUAUUUCCUCAGAAAAGCUGUGCGUGUCGGAGAGAUUUGUCCCAGGGAGGCACCGGUAGAGGGAGCACGUGACCAGCUGAGCAGGAAGUCAGACUGUAGAGAGGAGACCCAGACAAGGGGAAGAGGCUGGAGUCUGAUAAAGACACCGCAGACACAGACGGCACAUUCUGCAGAAUUUCAUCCUGUUGACAAAGGAUGUACGUGGGAGUACGGUGCAGUUUCCACAGAGCCCUCUCUUCUCUCUUAACCAGAGGUGCAGUCCAGAACGUCUUAAGUCGAAGAUCUCCUUCCCUCUCAAGACAUGUGCCUCAGAGUAAAUCAUUUUCCAUAUCUUCUUCUUAUAACCAGAAGCAGCAGCAGCAGCAGUCGGUCCCCAGGUCCCCUUCUGUGUCCUUGCGUGCCAGAGUCACCGUGAGCUGUAUUAUUGGUGGGGCGGCUCUGGGUAUUUGGUUUUAUCUGCGAUGGGAGAAACAAGAACAGAAGAAAGUGCAGCAAAUUCAGCAGCUACGAACUCUUGCAGUGGGACAAGGAGAUUUCAGCCUAGUGGAUCACACUGGUCAGCCCAGAACCAAGAGCAGUUGGAGGGGCAAUUGGGUCCUGCUCUACUUUGGCUUCACUCAUUGUCCUGAUAUUUGUCCAGAUGAGCUUCAAAAACUGAGCUCUGCUGUAUCUCUGCUGGACAAGGAUCCAGCACUGCCCCAUGUUCUGCCUGUGUUUAUCUCAAUAGACCCAGAGCGUGACAGCGUGGAGGCCAUCAGCAAGUAUGUGAGCGAGUUCCACCCACGACUCUUGGGGCUUACGGGGAGCCCCGAGCAGGUGAAAAAAGUCGCACAAGAAUAUCGUGUUUACUACAGUGUGGGGCCAAAAGAUGAGGACAACGAUUACAUUGUGGAUCACACCAUUAUUAUCUACCUGCUGAAUCCUGAUGGGCUAUUUACAGAUUACUACGGCCGCGGGAAGACUGAUCAGGAAAUAGCUGACAGUGUGAAAAGUCACAUGCAGACAUACACCUCCGUCUUUGGGUGACAAGAUUUUGUCCCAAAUUGCAUAGAAAGCUGCGUGACUUGAAUAUAGACGGUGCCUUGGGAAAGUAUUCAGACCUUUCACCAUUUUAUGUUGUAACUGAAUUACAAAUUUGACUCUGAAAUUGACUCUGAGCUUUUUUCCUGUCUGGGUUAUUUUCAGGGGCAUAACUAAGGGGUGCUGGGCCCCACAGAAACAAAAUCCAGGACCACCCCCUCCAUGGCAUCACGGGUGAGCUCCAACACAUGCAGAACUGAGGAGCAGCCAUAAUUCUGUGUGUCCAGAUUAUCCGCAACCCCCUGCUCCCCUGGGCCUCCUUGUGGUCGUGGGGUCUGCACAGAGUUAUUUUUAUUCUAUGGACUUGCUUUUCUAUUUUGUGUUAUACAACCCAGUUGCAUCCACAGCUACACAAGCAUUCCACGCAUCUAUCUCACUUAUGCACCUUCCUUGCUAACUCUUAGUUAUUAUGUUGUAUUCAAUACCAUGCAUGGAAAUUGUGCCAUUUUGUAUGUUUUAUAUACAAAAUUAUACAUUUUAUGUUAUGUUUUGAAUGCAAUAUUUUAAACAUAAUAAAUACAAUUGGCAGGCACAGUCAUCCCCCUUUCCACUGAGAUGAAUGCUGCAUUGUCUAUGGCAGUGGUCCCCAACCAGUAGCUCGCGAGUAACAUGUUGCUCCCCAACCCCUUGGAUGUUGCUCCCAGUGGCCCCAAAGCAGGUGAUUAUUUUUGAAUUCCAGGCUUGGAGGCAAGUUUUUGUUGCAUAAAAAUCAGGUGCACUGCCAAACAGAGCCUCUUGUAGGCUAUCAGUCCACAUAGGGGCUACCAAACAAGCAAUAACAGCUCUUAUUUGACAUCCCCAUGGACUUUUCCAUGCUUGUGUUGCUCUCCAACUCAUUUUUACAUUUAUAUGUGGCUCACGAGUUAAAAAGGUUGGGGACCCCUGGUCUAUGGGAAGGUGUUUAACAGCCUAUCAAUUUUUCAGGACCAAUAAUAUUCAGUUUACUGAUACACACUAAUGCAGAUGUUUAUAGAUAUAAGAACCAAAGACAAAAACUGAACAGAAUAAAGGAUAAAAUAUCA